Messenger RNA from Perca flavescens (yellow perch), 2402 nucleotides. RefSeq names its product general transcription factor IIF subunit 2. Bases 1551 to 2363 code for a protein of 270 amino acids. Gene Ontology annotation, cellular component: transcription factor TFIIF complex. The transcript is spliced from 9 exons. The record is from RefSeq and is a predicted model, not a curated record. Lineage: Eukaryota; Metazoa; Chordata; Actinopteri; Perciformes; Percidae. Gene Ontology annotation, biological process: transcription initiation at RNA polymerase II promoter; transcription by RNA polymerase II.
GUUGGAUUAUGGCAGUAUUUUAUAUGGAUCUGCAGCUAAAUCUGUACUCUCUGACCUGGAUGUUAUUCAGGCCCGUGCACUGAGGAUUUGUUUGGGGUCGAUGAAAACUGCUCCAGUUUGUGCUUUGCAAGUUGAGGCAGGUGAAAUGCCGUUGUGGCUCCGUAGGAAACAGCGUAUGGCCAAUUAUUGGAUAAAUUUAAAAGGCCAUGAUGUCUGGCAUCCUACAAAGAGGGUAUUGGAGAAUUGCUGGGAGAGGGGUAAAGAGAGAAAGGCAAGUUUUGGAUGGAUAGGUGAGGAAAUAGCAGAGCAGAUGAAAGUCCAGGAAAUUGAAUUUUGCUCAACUGUUCUGUGGCCUGUGAUGCCAGCCUGGAUGCUGAAUAUUGCUUGUGUAGACCUGGAGUUGUUGAAUAUUAAGCGCAAGAAUAAGAUAGUUGACCUAGUUCAAGAAUAUUACGAUUAUAGAGAUAGAAAUUAUGGUGGGUAUGUACAGGUUUUUACUGAUGGAUCGAAAGAUUUACUGACCGGGGCAACGGGGGGCUGCAGUGGUGAUUCCCAGUUAUCAGACUGGAGUCAGUAGGAGAACCUCAGACUAUUUAAGUGUGUAUGCUGUUGAAUUGUUAGGUAUUUUGUUAGCUGUACAAUGGGUGGAAGAGGUGAUGAUGCGCAAUGUACUCAUUUGUAGUGACUCAGUGUCAGCGCUGUCGAGUCUCAAGUCAGGAUCAGCCAGGAAUCACCAAGAAAUUGUUUGAAAUUUUGUUUACAAAUUCAAGGUUUGUUGAUCAGGGUGUGAAUGUGGUGUUCAUGUGGGUUCCUGCUCAUGCAGGAAUACCAGGUAAUGAGCGAGUGGAUAAAUUGGCAAAGGAGGCGGUUAAGAAGGGUGCUGUGGAACUGAAUACUAAACUAUCAAAGUCAGAUGUGAAAAGCAUUGUGUGGGAAGAAAUUUCCAGACAGUGGCAACAGUAUUGGGAUGAUGGAAAUAAGGGGAGGAAAUUGCAUAUGAUUCAGGCUAAGGUAGGCCAAGGAGGGAUGAGUUACAGUGGGUUUAACCGACAAGAACAAGUAAUUGUCAGUAGGCUGAGAAUAGGUCACAGUAGAUUAAAUGGUACACUUUUUAUAUUGGGGAAACAUCCGACUGGCCUGUGCAAUGUAUGUGAGGUAAUGGAGACAGUGGAGCAUGUAUUGAUGUCAUGCAGGAAAUAUGUCCGAGAAAGAGGGGUUGUGUUUGCUGGACUACGGAAAUUAGGUUUAGGUGAACUCAGGAUUACAGAUGUCCUUGAAAGUGGUGUUAUUAUGAAUGGACGGAAAUAUCUAUUUGCGUUUUUGAAAGGUAUUGGUGUUUUUAGGAAAUUGUAGUGUAUUGGUCUGAAUAAAUAAGAUAUUGAGAAAUUGUCAAUAGGAGGCAGUAAUGCAACGACUUGGAUGCCAACUGCCGUUAAACUCUGAAGAAGAAGAAGAAGAAGUGGACCACCACAGUCCCCAUACUUCCGUAUUUCUUUUAUGCAUGCGUGUGGCGGUUGCAUUUAGCUAAUCAGACAGCAUCAUUUUAAAACAUGUCCGAGAAAGGAGAAGUGGAUUUAACUGGUGCCAAGCAGAACACGGGUGUGUGGCUUGUAAAGGUGCCCAAAUACCUCUCUCAGCAAUGGGCAAAAGCGGCUGGCAGAGGCGAGGUCGGGAAACUCCGAAUCUGCAAGAAGGGAACCCAAGGAAAAGCAGAGGUGUCUUUCACUUUGAACGAAGAGCUGACUGUGAUUGAGGGUAUAGAAGACAAGACGGUGUCUGCGCCUCGCGAGCACCCGUUCACCAUGCAGACAGUGGGAGGUCAGACGUUGGCGGUCUUCACAGAAACUUCAUCAGGCCAGUUAGAAGAAAGAUCUGAUGGCAGCAGCUCAGUUUCGGGGGCGGGGGCAGGUCCAGAUAAAAUAGCCUUGGACGGAGUGGUAGUGCAGAGAGCAGAGUGCAGACCCGCUGUUAGCGAAGGCUAUAUGAGGCUGAAAAGGUUACAAAUGGAAGAGUUGGCCAAGCCAGUCAGGCUGUCCCAACAGUUGGACAAAGCUGUCACCAACAACUACAAACCUGUGGCCAACCAUACUUACAAUCUCGAGUAUGAGCGGAAAAAGAAGGAGGAGGGCAAGAGAGCAAGAGCUGACAAACAGCAGGUGUUGGACAUGUUGUUCUCUGCUUUUGAGAAGCACCAGUACUACAACAUCAAAGAUCUGGUGGAUAUCACCAAACAGCCUGUGAUUUACUUGAAGGAAAUCUUGCGUGAUAUUGGCAUCUACAAUGUGAAGGGAACACACAAGAAUACCUGGGAGCUCAAACCAGAAUACCGACAUUACCAAGGGGAUGACAAGAUUGACGAAUAGUUUCUGGCCCUCCCAAAGCCGAUACCUUUUUAAUUUGAU